Molecule: messenger RNA, 324 nt
Organism: Naegleria lovaniensis
Lineage: Eukaryota; Heterolobosea; Eutetramitea; Acrasida; Naegleriidae
Exons: 1
Coding region: 1-324 (107 amino acids)
Source: RefSeq, a predicted model, not a curated record
AUGUCUGUUCAGCGAGCUCUCACACUUGCACAAAACGAAGAACCACGAAGCGCUUACCAAUGUAAUCACGUUGUGAAUUAUGCGUUGAAUGGCGACAAAAAUGUUGGUGGAUUGGCCAGCUCAUAUUUGAAUUGGGGCUCUCAAGUGACUGCAUCUCCACAAGGCGGGGAUGUAGUUGUUGGCAAUGACGGCAAACAUGUCGGUAUUUUUGUUUCCUCGACAGAGUUUGUACACUCAAGCUCUAGUAAAGGCAAGGUUAUCAAAGUUGGCUUAGAUCAGCUAAAAUACGUUUUUCCCAGCGGAUAUCAAAUCAGAAGAAAGUAA